GCAAGGAGCUUCACGGGAUAGAAUGGUAGCCACCCGAUUGAGAACGUUCGUUCGACCGUUCUGCGUAAGUGCGCGCGUGGAUAAAACGUUUACGAAAUGGUACCAAAGUCUGUGGGAGGAGAAAAAGAAUGAACCGCCCUACGAUCACAUCGUGCAAGUCGGUGAUCCGGUUCUGCGCCAGCCGGCCAAACCAAUCCCGGAGGCCGAACUACAAUCGGCGGAAGUGCGUUUCCUAGUCAAACACCUGACGAAAGUGAUGCGUAACUACAAAUGCGUGGGUCUAGCAGCCCCACAGAUCGGUCUCUCGCUCCGUGCCUUCGUGAUGGAGUUUCGCGACGAAGUGCGUGAACAGUACAGCAAGGCGGACUAUGCGAACCGGCAGAUGGAAACGUUACCGUUAACGGUGUUCCUCAAUCCGGAGCUGAAAGUACUGAACUACGAAAAGGUGGUGCAUACGGAGGGGUGCGAAAGUGUACGCGGGUACCGGGCCGAUGUUCCGCGCUACCGAGAGGUACUAAUCACUGGAUACGAUGGGGAGGGUGCACGUCGUGAACUGAAACUGCAUGGUUGGAAUGCACGGAUUGCUCAGCAUGAAAUGGAUCACCUGAACGGUACCCUCUAUACCGACAUCAUGGAACGGAAAAGUUUCACCUGUAGCUGCUGGCAAGCAGUCAAUGCACACCAGGGACGACUUAAGCUGUCGUUUGCUAGUAAAUAAAAACGAAAGUUGUUCGGAAA
Anopheles aquasalis is the source of this 738-nucleotide messenger RNA. Its product is annotated as peptide deformylase, mitochondrial-like. Gene Ontology annotation, cellular component: mitochondrion. Gene Ontology annotation, molecular function: peptide deformylase activity. The record is from RefSeq and is a predicted model, not a curated record. Lineage: Eukaryota; Metazoa; Arthropoda; Insecta; Diptera; Culicidae. Gene Ontology annotation, biological process: N-terminal protein amino acid modification; peptidyl-methionine modification.